GCCCUUGAACCCAUACGCGCCCACCACACGCAUCACUUCAGGCAACGAAGCCACCGGAAAGCUGCGAAGAACUUCUUCCCUCCGCCCUGCCCACCAUGGCAGCCAUGUUCGAACAGUCCCGCAGUGGUACUCUCUUCCUGGGGGGCACCAAGAUCUCCGGCAGUGAUAUUCGCGACCAAAAUGUUCUCGCCACGCAAGCAAUCGCCAACAUUGUCAAGUCCAGCUUCGGGCCUUCCGGUCUGGACAAGAUGAUGGUCGACGACAUUGGAGAUGUAACGGUGACCAACGAUGGAGCCACUAUUCUCGCGCUCCUGAACGUCGAGCAUCCAGCAGGAAAGAUUCUGGUCGAUCUCGCACAGCAGCAGGACAAGGAAGUGGGCGAUGGCACAACUUCAGUCGUCCUCAUUGCAGCAGAGCUCCUACGACGAGCAAACGAGCUGAUGAAGAUGCGGAUACACCCAACCACCAUCAUCACCGGCUACAGACUUGCGCUGCGAGAGGCGGUCAGGUAUAUGAACGAGAAUAUUGCCACGAAGGUCGAGACAUUAGGACGGGACAGCUUGGUGAACAUUGCGAAGACUUCCAUGAGCAGCAAGAUUAUCGGCGCAGACGAUGACUUCUUCGCGAACAUGGUUGUGGAUGCCAUCACGAGUGUCAAGACGACGAACGCAAGAGGAGAAGUCAAGUAUCCUGUCAAGGCAGUCAAUGUGCUCAAGGCACAUGGAAAGAGCGCGCUGGAAUCGCAGCUGGUGAAAGGUUAUGCUCUCAACUGCACGGUGGCCUCGCAAGCGAUGAAGACGAGAAUUACGGACGCAAAGAUUGCGGUGCUGGACAUGAACUUACAGAAGGAGAGAAUGAAGAUGGGGGUGAAUGUUGUGAUUGACGACCCGGCACAGCUCGAGAAGAUUCGGGAGAGGGAGAGCAGCAUGGUUGUGGAGAGGGUAGAGAUGAUCCUCAAGGCUGGCGCGAACGUGAUUUUCACAACAAAGGGCAUUGAUGAUCUGUGCCUGAAGCAUUUCAUCGAGAAGGGAGCCAUGGCCGUAAGACGGUGCAAGAAGGAGGAUCUGCGGAGAAUAGAGAAGGCAACCGGGGCGACAAUGAUUAGCACACUUGCGGACAUCAACACUGGAGACGAUUUCUUCGACCCCAAGAGUCUGGGAGAGGCCAAGGAGGUUGUGCAAGAGCGGAUAUCAGAUGAUGAAUGCAUUCUCGUCAAGGGGCCCAAGGUGCACACUGCUGCGUCUGUCAUUCUUCGUGGAGCCAACGAGUACUCGCUGGACGAGAUGGAGCGCUCUGUUCACGAUUCCCUGUCGGCUGUCAAGCGCACACUGGAGUCUGGCCGUAUCGUGCCAGGAGGUGGUGCUGUCGAGACUGCUCUGCACAUCUACCUCGAGGAGUGGGCCACAUCUGUCGGCUCAAGAGAACAGCUCGCGAUUGGUGCUUUCGCUGCUUCUCUCUUGGUCAUACCUACCACACUCGCAGUCAACGCUGCCAAGGACUCUUCGGAGCUCGUUGCACAAUUGCGAUCGCGACACGCACUCUCACAACGUACCUCAGAGCCUGCCUCAGCACACGCGCCUGCACCAGCGAAUGGGGCUCCCCCUGCGCCUGCUGCCCGUAACGCGACCCAGCAAGCUCUUGAUGCUGACGCGAAGGCUCUGGCCAAAGCGAAGGGAUACAAGAACUACGGUCUGGAUCUGUCCAAGGGCAAGGUACACGAUUGUGUGAAGGCUGGUGUGCUGGAGCCAAGCAUGAGCAAAGUGAAGCAGCUCAAGUCGGCCGUGGAAGCGUGUGUGGCUAUCAUGCGCAUCGACACGCUCAUCAAGCUGGAUCCGGAGCAGAGAGGCGGAGAAGACGAUGGUCAUGGUCACUGAGGAACGAGUGCCAUGGUUGGGAUUCGCGCACAGCUGUACGUGUGUGCUUGCGUGUAUGUCUACGGGUAAUACUUGUCACGCUCUCAUGAAAAGAGCUAUGUAGAGCAAAACAUGAAAGCAGUGUGCUGGCGACCAGCGCUCCCCAAGACUUGAAGUCUAAUCCUGCCGCUUUAGGGAAUUCGAGCUGUUCCUUCACGCAGCGGGGUAAUGGUAAGCGGGACACAGCACUGAAUCUGAAUCCGAUGCAUCGGCGGUCUAAUUAAGUAGGAGAUCGUUGUUAGUUCUACACCAAGCGAUCCCGGUGAUUCUGGCUUCUGUCAGCCGUGCACCGCAAGCUCCAGCUCCGCAGAAUAAUAAAUACCUUGGGAAGC
Molecule: messenger RNA, 2245 nt
Organism: Sphaerulina musiva SO2202
Lineage: Eukaryota; Fungi; Ascomycota; Dothideomycetes; Mycosphaerellales; Mycosphaerellaceae
Product: T-complex protein 1 subunit alpha
Exons: 1
Coding region: 96-1874 (592 amino acids)
Biological process (GO): protein folding
Cellular component (GO): chaperonin-containing T-complex
Molecular function (GO): ATP hydrolysis activity; ATP binding; ATP-dependent protein folding chaperone
Source: RefSeq, a predicted model, not a curated record